Dictyostelium discoideum AX4 is the source of this 174-nucleotide messenger RNA. RefSeq lists its product as hypothetical. The coding region runs from base 1 to 174 and encodes 57 amino acids. The record is from RefSeq and is a predicted model, not a curated record. Lineage: Eukaryota; Evosea; Eumycetozoa; Dictyosteliales; Dictyosteliaceae. The transcript has a single exon.
AUGUGGAGGGCAGUUCUGGUCGUCUUUUUCUCUGAAGUAUUGUUCGUAUAUCCAUGCUUUCUGGGCAUUGGAUCUGGUUGCCAUAUUCCAGAGAUAAAAUUUUAUUUAUUUAAAUAUUUAUUCUUAAAAAACAUCAAAGACAUCGUAGCAAAGUGGUCUAAUGCGUCUGACUAG